UACACAGCACACGGCUAUCGUCUGGUGCGGCUACGUAAACAAAAUUGUUUAUGUGGUAACGGCAAGAACAACGUGCACGAAAUGAAAAUUAUGCGGUAGAGAGAACGUCAGUUGAAUGUGAUUUUGCUUUUCUGGAAAUGCAAAUUGUAAACGUGACAGAGUGACAAUAUUGGCGAAUAUCGUUGUCGGAAAAAAUGAAAAUAACAACGUUGAAAGGCAUUUUUCCCGAUCCAAAGCCAAUCAGAAGGAAGAAUUUCAUUCAGGAAAAUGUGAAAAAUCUGCGACGAAUGGAACAAUGCUUUCAAGCCAAUAAGGAGAUAGAAGAGCUACAGAAAUUGGAAUUGCAAAAGCAUCACAAAGCGACAGACAGAUAUCAUAAUAUAUCUGCAAGGGUAGCCACCACUUUCCGAGAGAGAAAAAAACAAAAAAAUAAUCAUAUCAGUUCAAUGUCAAAGACUAAUGUUCAAUUGAAAACUAAUAAUUCAGCAUCAACUGAUAAGGUGGAGGAUGAAGUGCAAAUUCAAAAUGAAAACAAUACACUCGGACUGGACAAAAAGAAUACUGUUCCUGCUAAAAAGAUUAUUAGACAAAGAAUAAAUAAUAAUAAUAAUAUAUCAGAUAGACAGAAGAAAACUAGCAAGCAUGAUAAAAACCAGCAGAAAAUGGAGCCAAAAGUUUCCAAACCAGAUGUCUUGCUCAAAUCUGAAGAUAACACAAAUGAACAAAUUACUGUAAAAUAUAUAAAUCGAGGAAUUCAAACUUUAGAUACAGAUGAAGUGGAAAGUAUAUAUUCUGAAGGUGUUAUUCGAUAUCCCUCAAAGAAAGUUACAAAGCACAAUGAAACAGCGAGUAAUGGCGAUUUAAAUCAGCAAGAUGAGAAAACUUUAAAGAACCAAAUCAAUUCACCUACAGAUAGAGGCGAUAUGCGUAAUCUCCAAGAUGUACAAAAUGUCGAUUUACAAAAUUCCGUAUCGCCGGCACCUAAAGAAGAAAUCGACUUUAUCAAAUUGAAUAAAGAACGUACUUCUAUUGCCACUAAAUUGGCGAUACAGCUUAACAAUGGUGUACCACUACCGAAUUAUCGCAAGGGUGUUAUUCCUAAAUAUCUUCGAGUGAGAAAGGAAGCACAAGAAAAGGAGCAAAAAAUUAAAGCAGAAGCACAGCAUCCUGACUGUCCAGAGGGUCAUGUGCCCAUACCUGACCAUGAGCGUAAAGAGACACUGCGAUUAUUAAAAAAAAAUUAUCAAGAUUAUGUCAAUGAAUUAAAUAUGAUGCCCAUAAAGACAGAUACUUUAAGAGCACAGAGACGUAAGAUUGAAAUAGAGAAGCAACUGAAUAAACUGGAAGAAGGAAUCAAGGUGUUCUCGCGUCCCAAAGUUUACGUGAAAAUAAAUGCAUAAAUU
Messenger RNA from Cataglyphis hispanica, 1403 nucleotides. RefSeq lists its product as uncharacterized. The transcript is spliced from 5 exons. Gene Ontology annotation, cellular component: cytoplasmic microtubule. Bases 195 to 1400 code for a protein of 401 amino acids. NCBI's taxonomy places the organism in Eukaryota, Metazoa, Arthropoda, Insecta, Hymenoptera, Formicidae. The record is from RefSeq and is a predicted model, not a curated record.